AUGAGAGCGUGUCGGCUGCUUCGUUUGCCAAGACCUCUCAGAAGGCUGUAUUCAACGGAUGCGCCAAAUUUGGGGGCUCAACUUCGCGACAGCUCGAAGUUUGUGACGUUUAAGUCCGUUACAAAUUUGAAGGCAGUUUCGUCACCAGAUUAUAUAUCCACGGCUAAUUCGAAGUUACAGUCGCUUAUUUGGCAUCGGCCACUGCAGAACGUUUUUGUUACUAAGAAACCUUGGACCACGAUCACUCGGGAAGCCAUGGUCAAGUUCAUUACGCACUUGCACGAUUCAUACCCGGAAAUUAAUGUGAUAGUUCAGCACGACGUUGCCGAAGAGAUCGCCCAGGAUUUCCAGUCAAUGCCCAAAUCCAACCCCGGAGAGCCUCAUGUCCUGUUCACUGGUGAAACCAGCGAUAUUGUCGAAAAGACGGAUCUACUUGUGACGUUGGGCGGUGACGGAACGAUUUUGCAUGCGGUGUCGAUGUUUAAAAAUGGCCAAGUUCCGCCGGUUCUGGCUUUCUCUUUGGGAACUCUCGGGUUUUUACUACCCUUUGAUUUCCAAGAUCACAAGCAGGUGUUCGAAAAAGUGUUGAAUGGGCGCGCCAAAUGCUUGCACAGGACACGGCUCGAGUGCUACGUAAAAAAAGCAAAUACUGCAACAGUGGGUGAAAAGACUUCUGCGAUGACUUUACCCUCGACCAUAGCGCAUCAUGCGAUGAACGAUAUCUUUUUGCACAGGGGAAACUCGCCUCACUUGACCAACCUGGACAUAUUUAUUGAUGGUGAAUUUCUUACAAGGACGACCGCCGACGGUGUUACGCUCGCUACCCCUACGGGGUCAACAGCGUAUUCGCUUUCCGCAGGAGGAAGUAUAGUUUCACCGCUAGUUCCGUCGAUUUUACUCACUCCGAUUUGCCCCAGGUCGCUGUCAUUCCGACCACUAAUUCUUCCGCAUUCUUCGCAUAUUAAAAUCAAGAUUGGCGCGAAAAGCACGCAAUUCCCGGAAACUAAAGUUGUUCGACUUUCCAUUGACGGAGUUCCACAAGAGGACUUAAACGUCGGCGACGAGAUUCAUGUUGUCAACGAAGUGGGGACCAUUUACGUCAACGGGUCUCAGUUACCCAGCAUGGGGAACAAGGAAGCACUCAAGCGCCAAGACAAAAGUAUUCGUAAUGCCGGAAUCUACUGCGUCGCGAGAACUGAAAACGAUUGGACAAGAGGGCUGAACGAGCUUCUGGGUUUCAAUUCCAGUUUCUGCUUUUCGCGUAAACAUAAAAGUUAA
This is a messenger RNA of Lachancea mirantina, 1278 nucleotides long. The record is from the annotation of a GenBank genome assembly. Lineage: Eukaryota; Fungi; Ascomycota; Saccharomycetes; Saccharomycetales; Saccharomycetaceae.